Messenger RNA from Drosophila gunungcola (fruit fly), 534 nucleotides. RefSeq lists its product as uncharacterized. NCBI's taxonomy places the organism in Eukaryota, Metazoa, Arthropoda, Insecta, Diptera, Drosophilidae. The record is from RefSeq and is a predicted model, not a curated record.
AUGUGGAAACUGCUUGUUUGCUCCGUUCUAUUGGCUUGCCAAAUCGAUCUCGUGGCGGUGGAGCGCAGUGUAGAGUUCCUCACCGGGAACUGCUCGUACAGUCCGAAGUAUUUCAAAAACUUUUCGCUGACAAUAGUCGACAACUUGCUUAACAUGGACAUGGAUCUGAACCGGCCCAUUCAGAGGGGCUUCAAGGCCCACUUCGACAUUCAGCUGCGACUGGCCAACGCCAAGAACUUCCAGUCCAUGUUCAACCAAAAGAACGACGUGUGUGCUGUGACGUCGGGUGUCAAGAACAGCCUGUUCAAGACCUGGUUCAAGGAUAUGACCAAGGACAGUAACUUCAUGUACAACUGCCCAGUGGAGGUGGGCCACUACUACCUGCGCAACUGGCGCAUGGGGAGUUCAAUGACCCACAAGUUUCUUAUCCCUGGUGAAUAUCGCGCCAAGGUCAGCUUCUUCUACGGCAAAUACGCGACUAAGUCGUACGAGGAAGCAUUGAAUCUGACGAUUGAUGCGAUCCUAUCCAACUAG